This is a messenger RNA of Aspergillus vadensis CBS 113365, 2756 nucleotides long. Its product is annotated as forkhead box transcription factor. Gene Ontology annotation, molecular function: DNA-binding transcription factor activity, RNA polymerase II-specific; RNA polymerase II cis-regulatory region sequence-specific DNA binding. Gene Ontology annotation, biological process: regulation of transcription by RNA polymerase II. Lineage: Eukaryota; Fungi; Ascomycota; Eurotiomycetes; Eurotiales; Aspergillaceae. Bases 131 to 2278 code for a protein of 715 amino acids. The record is from RefSeq and is a predicted model, not a curated record. The transcript has a single exon.
UGCUCUGCGGGUACCUUGCUAGAGCUCAAGGUGACCCGAAGCUUUGCCCUGUUGCCAUACACGGUGUGCGGAAGUUUGCUCCGCGUCGAACGUCCCUUGACACCAAGGUACAGGGCAUAGAUCGUGCAGUAUGAGCCCGACACGUUCUGCGCCGGUAACCUCACGGCCUUCUUGUGGAAAAGCGAUUUCCAAGCCACGCCCCCGCUUAGAGCCCUCACCUUUACCUCUGCAGCCCGGUGAGCAUGUGUCGUCGGCGAAAGAUCAAUUUCUAAAUGCGACCACUUCUACGACGCACAAGGCUUCGCCGGCAAAAGUUGCUCGCAGCUCAAGUGGCCUAUUUUCUGGACAUGGAAAUCUAGGAUUUGUCCCCAUUACGGCUCCCCCAGCUCCAGAAUUCACUACAGAUUCUCCUUCCAAACAACCCUCAUUCGGAUACCACCACACCGCUGCUUCUUCCUCUUCAAUGCCCCAAUCCGCGUUAUUCACGACAUUCUCCACUUCCAGUUCAGGGAAACUCUCACCGAAGGAGGCGCAGUCAUCAGAUGAACCCAACAGCGAUAAUUUUGCAGACUUCCCUGAACCCUCAUUCAUACCGAAACCUGUGAAGAGGACACUGAUGGACGCGGCACCACUAAAGGAACGACAAACAAAAAAGCAGAAGCGGGAGGAACCUAGUUCUAUGCGCUUGCCGGAACCUCAUGAGAUGCCCCCGAUAGAAGACGAUGGCACAAAGCCGCCUUAUAGCUAUGCGACGCUGAUUGGCAUGUCUAUACUUCGUGCGCCGAACAGGCGAUUGACUUUAGCGCAAAUAUACAAGUGGAUCUCGGAUACGUUUUCGUAUUACAAAAAUAGUGACCCAGGUUGGCAGAACAGCAUUCGGCACAAUCUCAGCCUGAAUAAAGCAUUUAUCAAGCAGGAAAGACCUAAGGAUGAUCCAGGGAAAGGCAACUACUGGGCCAUUGAACCUGGAAUGGAAGCUCAGUUUCUCAAAGACAAGCCACUGCGCCGCGCAACGAUGUCCAGCCUUCCUCUUCCAGCCGCGCCGCAGAAGGACACAGCGCGUCCACAUAACUCAAGUACUACUACUUGGGCAGUCCCGCCGCCCCCAUAUCAGCCGACAGGAAAACAUUCGAAGCCUGUGGAUCUGUCUUCCGAUGCCACCCUCCCCGCUUCUGACCCUGCUCUCCAAGAAGACACGAGUGACGAACAUACCAAUCGCACUGUGCUACAGACUCUUGGACAUCGGUCGUCACCACUCCAACCCAUACAUUCGUCACCACCCGUUGUACCCCCUCGUUACACUCGACAAGGAACCCCUCCAACGCCUUCUCAAACCAUCACUUCGGGAAUCGUUUCCAUCACCAAUAAAAGAAAACAAACUGCAGUGAAUGACAGCGGAUACUUCUCGUCGCUAGAGUCCUCAGCUUUGCGACCAAACAAAGCUGGGCAUAUUCUGACUUCGGAUCUGGACAUAGACCCUCCACGAAUCAAGCGUGGUCGGGCAGAGGAAGAGAUAGCUCGAAUUCGAAGUUCGUCACAUGACAUUAGCCCAAGUCACUGUGGCAUCUUGAAGGACUCAGGAUUAGUUCUUGGUUCAUCGCCCCUCCGUGGGGAAUAUAUCAGCAUGCUACCCCCUCCUAUCACGCCGGUCAUCAAAUUUAAGAAACCCGCUAAGCCACCACCUUCAGUAUCACCAAACACGAAUCUACGGAACCAUCGCAAAAAGAUUCAACAUAUGGUCAACUCCCCGAUAAAACAUUUGGGACUCAACGAUGAGGAUCUUCCGUGGAGUCCAGCUUUUAAUAUUCAAGACGAAACGUUCACGCCGAGCGAAAAUCUCCACACUGGCUUCGAUGUCUUUGCGGAUCCUGUUUCGGAUAAUAUUUCAAACCCAGCAUACGGCUCGCCAGAGAAGCGGUCUAUUAAGCGUACUCGAACAGACGCUGGCGGAUCAAAUGGCAAUAUACUGGCAGAUAUCACGUCAUUGAAUGCCAACAACAGGCUAGGGGUGCAAUCGUUGCAAUCAUCGACUAAAGCUAAAGGCCUUCUUUUCCCCGAGUCGCCUUCCAAAGUGACUGACUCAGCACGUUAUCUGGACUCUUCACAUGAAGAUUUCUUUUCGUUUCAUCUGUUUGAUGAAAGUCCGACAGAAAUAGAUGGCGUGGAUAUCUUGCAGGGAUUCCAGAAGAUCGGGGGUAUGAGCAAGGAAGAACCGUCGAGAUCGAAGUCAUACCCACCGAGGCCUUCGUGCAAUCAUCGGAGCAAUACACUGUUCUAAAGCCAGGAGCUUGGGGGUUUGGAUGAUGAAGUUAAAAAUGAAGCCAAACAAAACAAUAAUGCGCAGCGAGCGCCUCGGGAGAUUUGCAUUUUCUUUCUUGAUGGCGUACUAAAUUGGCAAAUUGUCCUAUCCAGCUGGUAGACAACGGGUUUUUUUGGGGAUAGGGGAGGCGCAUUUAAUCUGGGUGUGAUUGUUUCAUUUCUGAGCAGAUGAGGUUGCUGGAGUUUUGAAAGGGUGGUAGUCGGUUAUGACAUAUACCGGACCUGGAAUGACCUUGUUACGACCUUUAUGACGACAUUUGGUAAGAUGUACAUGAGUAUGUGAUGUCUAAACGAACUCGAGUUUCUGCUUUUUCGCUUGCGUGUCGUUUUACUUUUCUUUGCUUGCGUCCCGGAUUGUUUGAGUGAUUUACCGAGCACAUAUUCUAGUUAGUUUCCACUACAAGAGCGCACAGUUGCAUUGUUUAUGUAUUUUCUGA